Molecule: messenger RNA, 942 nt
Organism: Plenodomus lingam JN3
Lineage: Eukaryota; Fungi; Ascomycota; Dothideomycetes; Pleosporales; Leptosphaeriaceae
Source: RefSeq, a predicted model, not a curated record
AUGAAUCGCGGUGGAAUUGUGACAGCUGAAAAAAUUAAUGAAAUUUUAGCUUACUGUAAUAUUAAAAUUACAGAACAAGAAUUAAAAUCUUUAAUAGAUACUGCAAGUUUUACUUUAACUAAUUUAGAUCAAAAAAGUAUAACUAAGGAUGUUCUUAAAGAUAAACUUGGUUUACCUAAUAGUAAACAAAGAAUUCCUGGUAUAUAUAUCUUUACACAUACUACUACAGGUAGAAAAUAUGUAGGUUCAUCAUCACAGCUGGCUUUUAGAUUAAAUGGCUAUAUUCAUUUGUCUCAUAGAAAGAGUGGUUUAUUAAUCCCUUUAUUACAUAAAGAAGGAUUGAAAAAUUUCUCUUUACAAGUUUUUCCUUUUUACCAUAAUUACAUUAAAGGGUCAGAAAUUGCAUUAGAACAAUAUUAUUUGUUAGACUCUAGUUUCACAUUAAAUACCAUAAGAGUUGCAAAUAAUCCUAGCGGGUCAAACUCAAAGAGUUUAUAUAUGUAUAACAGAGAUAUGAGUAUAUUAUAUUUUUUUGCAACAAAACAAGUAGAUUUUAUUAGAAAAUUAAAUGUUCAUCAUAUUACAUUUUCUAAACAUUUAAAAAACGGUACUUUUUAUUUAGAUAAGUAUCUUUUUUCAAGUGAACCAGUGUUAACUGCUAAAGUUAAAGAUAUGUCUGAUUUAGAUUUAGCUUUAAUGCUGGAAAAGGACAGAGUUAAAUACAAUAAAAAUAAAUCUCUUAAUAGUUUAUCUAAACCUGUUAGAUUAACAUGUGUGGAUAAUUUAGAAAACACUAUUGUGUUACCUAGUUUAGGUAAAUGUGUGGAAUAUUUACAUAACAAAGGUUUAUCUGCUUCUCAAGUAACAUUAGUUAAACACAUUGAUUUAGGUAAAGCAUAUAAAGGAUAUUUAUGUGAAUAUGUGAAAGAAAAUACGUUGUAA